Messenger RNA from Rattus rattus (black rat), 874 nucleotides. Its product is annotated as tripartite motif-containing protein 52-like. The transcript is spliced from 3 exons. Bases 91 to 798 code for a protein of 235 amino acids. The record is from RefSeq and is a predicted model, not a curated record. NCBI's taxonomy places the organism in Eukaryota, Metazoa, Chordata, Mammalia, Rodentia, Muridae.
AAGAACUUGUUUACGAGCGCGUUGACGUCAUUUCCAGGCUCCAGUCAGCUGCGUGGUUCUGCGCCAGCGGCUUCCGGAGCGAGGGCUGCCAUGGCCGCCCCUACAGGGCCUCCCAGCCCUAUGCAGUCACUUCGGGAAGAAGCAGUAUGUGCCAUCUGUCUGGAUUACUUUAAGGACCCCGUGUCCAUUGGCUGUGGGCACAACUUCUGCCGAGGGUGUGUGACCCAGCUGUGGGGCAAGGAAGAUGAACAGGACCGGGAACCGCCUGCUGUAGGGAACCACGUCAUUAGAGAGGUUUUGUUUCAUAGGUACACAGAACAGGAGGUGUUUCAGCACCGAGCACAUGCUGGACGCUGGGCUGCUCAUAGCCAUAGAAGGCAUCGGGGCAAUGCAGACUCUGUGUGGGAUGAUGAGGAAGAAGACUGGAACAGUUUACAAGGACUGGUACAUGACCUGAGAAUUAGGGUUUUUCCAGAAGAAAGAGAUGAACACCCCCACGAUGGCCACCAGUACCAUCACUAUGGCCGAUACCGCCACCGUCCAGUUUUCCGCCGUGGUCCCCCACAUCCACCUGUGCGUCGGCAGCUCUAUCCAGAUGCCCGACCACGUUCUCCACCUCGAGUACGAUCUCCACCUCGAGUACAUUCUCCACCUCGAGUACGUUCUCCACCUCGUCCCACACCACAGGUCUUCAGCUGCCCACAAUGCCGAAGGACAUUUCCAAGUCGCAGUUUUCGACCCAAUUUGCAGCUGGCCAACAUGGUCCAUAUAAUUCGCCAGAUUUGCCAUACGCCAUGAAAUUAGCAAAGCAUGCAAAUAUGAGGAAACCUGGAGCUCUCCAGUGAGGUAGAAAAAAAGCUCAUCUGUAUGGUGU